AUGGCGUCGACGAUGCCCGUUCCCGCAAUCAACCUUGAAGAAGAGGCGGAAGGCGGCGGUGCAGCCGUAGGCGGUUCCAUUUUCGUAGCGGAUGGUGAGGCUUCGAGCUUGCUCGUCUGUUACUCUCCGUUCGACGAAGACAGGGACAUCGAUUGCAAUCCUUAUUUCCCUUUCGCAGACCCGAUAUCAGAUUCUGGGUCAGGUUCUUACACGGAUUCAGAGCCCGAUCCGUACAUCUGUCCCAUCGAUUUCUUCGAUCGAGAGUCUUCCGAGGUUGACGCGACUGAGUACUUGGAAUCGGAAGGGCUGGCCGCCGAAGAUUUCAACAUAUGGGGCUUUUAUGACCCGAAGGAAGACGAGGAGGAGAUAGUUCUGGGGACUAGGUGCGUGUCGGGAUCCGGUUCAGAUCAGCAACCCGGUGACUCAGGCGAGCAAGGGCUUCGAGUGACCGGCAUCGAUUCAGAUUCCGAUGAUGAAGAUGGCGUGUUCGGUUUAACCUCCGGGGAAAAUGACUCGGUUGGUACGGAUCUUCCGCCUGUCUGGGAUUACGCCUUGGGUGAGGAAACAAUGUCAGCUGAUGAAGAAUGGGAGGAGGCGAUUAACUGGACGAUUAGGGGUUUGAGUAGAUCCGAAGAUGAAGAAGAAGAAUCGUCUUCACCAUCAAGGGAUGAUGAAGAAGAAGAUGCACUGGACUGGCAGGUUUUGUUAACUGUUAACAAUGUCGUUAAUUAUAUCGAACAAGCCGAAGGAAUCAUGAUAAACCCUGGCGAUAUCGACCCGAGUUAUUACCUGUAUCUGGCUAGUUUGGAUGAGAAUCGUAAUGGUGAUGAAGAUGCAAUCCUUGCGCAACUGUUUGAUGUGGGGGCUGGGAUCAGGGGAAAUCCUGCAGCUGCCAAAAGGGUGAUUGAGGAUCUCCCAGAAGUGGAACUUAGAGUGGAAGAAGGGAACAUGGUCUGUGCGGUCUGCAAAGAUGAAAUGGCGAUAGGGGAGAAAGUGAGGAGGCUUCCUUGUAGGCAUUGCUUUCAUGGAGACUGUAUUGUGCCUUGGUUAGGGAUACGGAACACUUGCCCGCUUUGUCGCUUUGAGCUUCCUACUGAUGAUCUUGACUCUUGA
Messenger RNA from Thlaspi arvense, 1113 nucleotides. Lineage: Eukaryota; Viridiplantae; Streptophyta; Magnoliopsida; Brassicales; Brassicaceae. The record is from the annotation of a GenBank genome assembly.